UUUUCUAUCUGAUUUUUAUUUAAUUUAUCUUUGUUUGUUCUUUUUGGCUCCUUGGACUUCAAUUUUGAAAACAAAAAAAAAUUGUGAUAAUUUACUUUACUUUUGUCAAAUUCAUUCGAAAAAUUGCUUAUUUUUUGAGACUUAUCUCUUCAUUUUGAUAAUCUUCGGUCUUCAAAUGUGUGUGUAUAUAUUACUCGCUUCCAUUUCAAUCAUCAUUGAGAUUUAGAAAACAAAACUAAAAAAAAAUGAAUGAAUUAUUUCGAAAUUUUGGCUUUGCAUCAGCAACAGCCUCAACAACAACAACAACAGAAACAACGGCCAAUUCAUCGAUAAUAGAUCGAACGAUUGGUGAAAAUUAUCCAACAAAUAAUCCAUCUGUUGGUGAUAUUGUUGAUAUUGGAACUUAUCAUUUACGUCUUGAACUGUUAAUUGCUGAAGGUGGAUUUGGUUAUGUUUAUCAGGCAAAAGAUUUAAAAACAAAUAAAAUUUAUGCUAUUAAACGUAUGAUCUCUUCGGAUAAUGAAUCACGUAAUGAAAUUGAAAAUGAAAUUUCAAUUUUGGAACGUAUACAAACACAUAGACAUAUAAUGGAAUUUUAUGGUUAUAAUAUUAUUAAAUCGAAUAUUUAUUAUCUUUUGUGUGAACAUUGUGGAUCAGGAUCAUUAAAAGAUUUUAAAUUACCAAUCAUCGAUAAACAACUGUUGAAUCGUAUUAUAUUUCAAUUAACAUUAGCAUUGGAAAAAUUGCAUCAAAUGAAUAUUAUACAUAGAGAUAUUAAAAUUGAAAACAUUCUGUUUGAUUCGAAUGGUUUUCUAAAACUAUGUGAUUUUGGUUCAGCAACUGAUAAAUCAUAUAAACCUAAUCACGAUUGGACACCAAUGCAACGAUCAUUGUUAGAAGAUGAAAUGAAUCGUCAUACAACACCAAUGUAUCGUCCACCAGAAAUUCUUGAUACAUAUCUUCAUUAUGAAAUUAAUACAUCAAUGGAUAUUUGGGCGCUUGGUUGUUUAAUAUUCUGUUUACGUUUUGGUCAACAUCCAUUUGAAGAUUCUUCGAAAUUACGUAUUAUUAAUUGUAAAUAUACAUUACCAUCAACGGUAAAUCAUCAAGAACCGAUUAUAGAUUUAAUCAAACAAUGUUUACAAGUAAAUCCAUCGGAUCGAAUCGAUUGUUCAACAAUAUUGAAAGUAAUGAAUAAAAAUUUUGUCGAUCUAAAUUCUCCUUGUUUGAUACCGAAAAUGGAUACGAAAUUAUCACCGACCAUUAGCGAACAACCAUCAACAACAACAACAAAUUUGCAAUCUCCUGUUGUUGUUCAAGCAGUACCUGGUAUUGCACAAUCAUAUUUUGCUGGUUUUACGAAAUAUCUUAAAGAUACAUCCAGUAAAGUUAUGCAAACUGUUCAAAAUUCUAUUGCAAGACAAGAUUUAGAUAUGACAUUUUAUACAUCACGUUUAUUGGUUAUGUCUUAUCCAGCCGAAGGUUUAGAAUCUGCAUAUCGUAAUCAUAUUGAUGAUGUUCGUGCUGUACUUGAAUCACGUGAUGCACCAUAUUUAGUCGUGAAUAUUAGUGGACGUUCAUAUGAUCAUUCGAUUAAAUUUGGUCCAAAAAUUCAAGUUAUUGAUGGUGGUGGCAGUAAUAAUUAUUGGAAAGAUUCAAAACGAAUUGCACCAUUAUAUUCAAUUAUUUCAUUAUGCGAUCAAAUAUUUAAAUGGAUGAAUUUGAAUAAUCGUAAUACGAUUGUCAUUCAUUGUAUGGAUGGCAAAAAUAAUUCCUCAAUAUUAACCAUAUCAUUUUUAAUUUUAAUCGGUUUGUUUAAUGAUUAUCAUCAAGCGCUAAAAUUUUUCCUAUUGAAACGAAAUCCACUCGAUUUAACUAUAUCACAAUAUCGUUAUCUUGGUUAUAUAACAAAGCUCAAAAAAGAAGAAAAAUAUAUGGAUUUUUUUUCAUCGAAAAAACAAUCAGUAAUAAUCAGAUCGAUUAAAAUGUUUGGUAUACCAUUAUUUACAAAACUAAGAGAUGGUUGUCGUCCUUUUUUGGAAUUAUAUUCAAAUUUAUCCGAAAAAAUUUAUUCAACAUUUAGUGAUUAUGAAAAAUUAAUACAAUAUUCAAAAGGAAUCAAUGAAUUUGUAAUAUGGCAGGAUAUUAAUGUAAAAUUUGAUUUAACAACCGAUUUGUAUUUGGUUAUUUAUCAUGCAAGAUCAACAAUUAGUUCAAAAAUGUUAAAUCAACAAAAACCAACGGCAAUACGGAUAACAUCAUUACAAUUUAAUUUAUUUUUUGAAAAUAAUGAUCAAGAUUUGGGCCAGCAUAAAAUUGAAUUCAAUUUGACUGAUUUGGAUCAUAUUGAAGAAUUGGAUAGGUUUCCAUUUGAUUUUAGAAUUGAAAUUGAUUAUGAAAUCAUUUCAAACAACAGAAGAAUUGAUAAUGAUUGUUUAAAUGAAAAACAAUUUCAAUCAAAAAUCAAUGAAUUAGAAAUAAUGUUAAUCGAUAAACCGGAAUGUAUAUUUGUUGAUAAUCGUGAAUAUGAAGAAUUUCUUGAAUUAAAUUCUGAUGUCCUAAUGAUGAAACAUGACGACGAUCCUCGUGAAAUUAAAACCGACUCUGUUUAUACUCAACAACAAUCAUCAUUAUUGGUUGAUACGGAAAAAUCUUCACCGAUUCAAAAUGAUAUUGAUUUUCUUUAUAUGAAAAUGAACAAUAUUAACCUGUUAGAAGAGUGCAAUAAUGAUAAUGAAUUAACAAACAACAACCAUCAAGAAAAAACUGAUUUAUUAGUAAAUCUUAGUUUUGGUGAAUCAUCAAAUCAGGAAAAUGAACAAAGGAAAUUUUCCAAUGAUUUAUUAAAAUCUUCAAAUGAAAUUGAUUUAUUCAGUAAUAAUGAUGAUUUAUAUGGUAAUUCUAAAUUAACAACCGAUGAUCUUCUUAAUAUGGAUCAAUCACCUGAUUUUGAUGAUAAACUAGUGUUUCCAACUACGACAACAACAACAAAUUCAUCAUUAAAUCCAACAAGGAUUGGUGGUGGUGGUAUCACGAAAAUGGAUUCGAAUCUUAAAUCAAAAAAUCCAUCUACACCAAAUCUUGCUAGGGCUUUUGAUCCUUUUGGUGAUCUUAAUGAUUAUCUAAAUUUUUCAAAUAAUGAAACUUGUAAAUCAUCAAUUCCAUUGGGAUCUAUACCUCGUGUUGCUUCUUUUAAUAAUUUUCCUGAAGACUCGAAAACGAAUAAAGGUUCAGCGACAACAACAACAACGUCAGCAUCAACAACAACAAAUUAUCAAACAAAACCAAUACGACCGGAUUAUAGUCGUCAUAAUUUUGAUGAUAUAUUUUCAAGAACCGGAUUGAAAACACCACGUGUUAAUGGAAAUGAAUUUGAAGAUCUUUUAUGUGGUUUUAAAAAAACUAAUCCAGAUAAUAAUAAUAAUGCAAAUAAAACUAUGGCACAAAUUCGUAAAGCAGAAAUGCUUAAAUCGGGUGCCAAUCCUAUCAUCAUGAAAGUUGGUGAAUGGACUGAAAAUAAAGAGAAAAAUAUACGUGCUUUACUUUGUUCAUUGAAUACUAUUGUAUGGGAUGGUUGUAAUUGGACACCGAUUGGUAUGCAUCAAUUAUUAACACCGAAUGAUGUGAAAAAAAUGUAUAGAAAAGCUUGUUUGGCUAUUCAUCCGGAUAAAUUGGUAGGUAGUCCACAUGAAGAAUUGGCCAAAUAUAUUUUUAUGGAAUUAAAUGAAGCUUGGUCAGAAUUUGAAAAAAAUCCCAAGUAAAAAUCAAUCAAUCCAAGGAAUAUCCUGUUUGUUUUCAUCGGAAAAUUCUUUUUUGAUCCGGUUGUAAUGAUAAUCAAUACGCAACACAUUGUUUUUUUUUGUAGAAAAAAAAUCCUGCGAUAUUUGUUUUUGUGACCUUAAAAGAUGUUAAUAAUCGGUUUUGGUUAUUUCUA
Molecule: messenger RNA, 3934 nt
Organism: Dermatophagoides pteronyssinus (European house dust mite)
Lineage: Eukaryota; Metazoa; Arthropoda; Arachnida; Sarcoptiformes; Pyroglyphidae
Gene: aux
Product: cyclin-G-associated kinase
Biological process (GO): regulation of clathrin-dependent endocytosis; protein phosphorylation; dephosphorylation
Cellular component (GO): cytoplasm
Molecular function (GO): protein serine/threonine kinase activity; AP-2 adaptor complex binding; ATP binding
Source: RefSeq, a predicted model, not a curated record